Lates calcarifer (barramundi perch) is the source of this 6493-nucleotide messenger RNA. It is a transcript of the gene sulf2b, whose product is annotated as sulfatase 2b. Bases 1065 to 3695 code for a protein of 876 amino acids. The transcript has 23 exons. NCBI's taxonomy places the organism in Eukaryota, Metazoa, Chordata, Actinopteri, Centropomidae. The record is from RefSeq and is a predicted model, not a curated record. Gene Ontology annotation, molecular function: calcium ion binding; glycosaminoglycan binding; N-acetylglucosamine-6-sulfatase activity. Gene Ontology annotation, cellular component: Golgi apparatus; cell surface; plasma membrane.
GACACCCAAAAAUAAAAUCCUCUUUGAUGCAGUCAGUGUUGACUCCAGGUCAAUUAACCCUUGACCUUUGAUGUCAUUCCUUCUUCUUCUGAUAAUGAAACGAGUCGAGACAGAGAGUUAAUGAGCACAUGGAGCGAACCUGUGUCUGAAAAUCAACAACUAAAGGAGAAGCAGUCGUUCUCAUGGAGCUGUCUGUGCACACACUAAACUGAAGAGAAACGAGUGAGAGUGAGAUGAGAGAGUGAUGAAAAGAUAGAGAGACAAUAGGGAGAGUUAGAGCCGGGGGGUGAUGGAAAGAGAUGGAGAAAAGGCGAUAGAGCAAAAGAGAAAGAAGCAGAGGAGAGCAGGGAGGACCAGAACAGGAGGUGUAAAAAGACUGAGAGAGAGAGAGAGAGAGAGAGAGGGAGAGAGAGAGAGAGGAGGGGAGGAGGACGGAGGAGGGCGAGCAGCAGCAGCAGCAGCAGCAGCAGCAGCUCAGCUGUUGUUACAACAGGGAGAGCGUGCAGUCGUCGAGGGGAGAGAGCUGUUGCCACGGGGAUUAUUACCAUGUCUGCCGCCGCGGCAACAGCCAACAGGACCUGAACCGAAGGGAGGUUGUCGGUUCAGUGCCGGACAGGACAGAGCCUACGAGCAAGGCAGCAGAGGGACCAUCAUGAGGGCGAGGUAGGGAGAGAAAAGAGAAGAGAUGCAGAGCUGAAGUGAAGGCGGACGUCAGGCUGAAGGAGGGAAAAGACAAAGAAGAAUGGAAAGAAAAAGAAAGAGGAGGAGUGAGGUUGUGAAGAAUAAAGAUCUGAGAGUGUAAAGCGUCAUUCAGGAGGAAGUGAAAGAGGGAAAAAGAGCCAAAAAAGAGGAACAGAAAAAGAGAAGUGAUAGUGUGUGUGCGGGUUAUUCUGCAGAGUUUGAGGAUAUUUCUGACCUCUUUUCAUCUGAAUCCUGUUUUACUCUUCAUCUGUUGGUCUGGUCCUCAGGUUAAAGAAGAAUCAGCGCUCAGUUACAGCUCUGAGGCUCCACAGGGGAAGCAGUUGAUUGGUUGAUCUUGUGGGGAGGUCAGGUGGUCAAAGGCCAUGGCGGCCCGGCUCCUCCUCUUCCUGUUCGUCUCGGCGACGCUCAGCCACGCUCACUUCCAGUCCGCCCAGCGCCUGAAGCCCCGCCUCCAGAGAGACAGACGCAACAUCCGGCCCAACAUCAUCCUGAUCCUGACCGACGACCAGGACCUGGAGCUGGGCUCGAUGCAGGCCAUGAACAAGACUCGCCGCAUCAUGGAGGAGGGUGGGACUUCUUUCUCCAACGCCUUCGUGACCACGCCCAUGUGCUGUCCGUCACGUUCGAGCAUGCUCACUGGGAAGUACGUCCACAACCACAACACCUACACCAACAACGAGAACUGUUCCUCGUUGUCAUGGCAACGGCAGCACGAGCCGCGGACCUUCGGGGUCUACCUCAACAACACUGGAUACAGGACAGCCUUCUUUGGGAAGUACCUGAACGAGUAUAACGGCUCGUACGUCCCCGCCGGGUGGAGGGAGUGGCUCGGCUUGGUGAAGAACAGCCGCUUCUACAACUACACAAUGAGUCGCAACGGAGUCCGAGAGAAACACGGAGCUCAGUACCCACAGGACUACCUGACCGACCUGAUCACAGCCGAGUCCAUCCGGUAUUUCCGAUCCUCUAAGCGGGUUUAUCCCCACAGGCCGGUUCUGAUGGUCCUGAGCCACGCGGCUCCGCACGGACCUGAAGACUCAGCACCGCAGUACAGCACCGCCUUCCCCAACGCAUCGCAGCACAUCACUCCCAGUUAUAAUUAUGCUCCAAACCCAGACAAGCACUGGAUCAUGCGUUACACGGGUCCCAUGAAGCCCAUCCACAUGGAGUUCACCAACAUGCUGCAGAGGAAACGGCUGCAGACGCUGCUGUCUGUGGACGACAGCGUGGAGAAGCUGUAUAACAUGCUGGUGGAGACGGGCGAGUUGGAGAACACCUACAUCAUCUACACGUCUGAUCACGGCUACCACAUCGGACAGUUUGGCCUCGUCAAAGGUAAAUCCAUGCCGUACGAGUUUGACAUCAGGGUCCCGUUCUACGUCAGAGGACCUAACGUGGAGCAAGGCAGCAUUAACCCUCACAUGGUCCUGAACAUCGAUCUGGCUCCAACCAUCCUGGACAUCGCCGGUCUCGACACUCCUCCGGACAUGGAUGGGAAGUCGAUACUGACUCUGCUGGACACUGACAAACCUGUCAACAGGUUCCAAGUAAACAAGAAGCCGAAGGUGUGGAGAGACUCGUUCCUGGUGGAGAGAGGGAAGCUGCUCCACCAGCGUGUCGAGGGAAAGGAAGUGUCACAGGAGGAGAACUUCCUGCCCAAACACCAACGAGUAAAAGACCUUUGUCAGAGAGCCGAGUAUCAGACGCCCUGUCAGCAGAUAGGACAGAAGUGGCAGUGUGUGGAGGACGCCACAGGUAAACUGCGACUCUUCAAGUGUAAAAACGAAGGAGGCGGGGCAAAGAACUUCCAGAGGGGUGUGGCCAGCAAUCAGCGUCCAAUCAGCAUCAAGUCUCAGCUGUACAACCGCAACUCAGACGCCUGUGACUGCGACUUACGUGACCUCCGACCUCUGAACCUGCGACCCUCCAUGAUGAGGCCGUUCAACAAGAAGCCUUUCCUCUCCAAGAAGAAAUUCAAAGCCCUGAAGAGUUACCCCAGAAACCGUUUCACCCGCUCUGUGUCCAUGGCAUCCCUGAUGAACAGUUACCCCGGUAACCACAGCCUGACAGGCGGCUCUGACGACUCGGAGGACGAGUUCAGCGGGAUGGGAGGUGCUCCCAGUGUCGUGGCCCCGCCCAACUCCAUCAAAGUCACACACAGAUGUUCCAUCCUGUCUAACGCCACAGUCAAGUGUGACACAGGAGUGUAUCAGUCUCUGCAGGCCUGGAAGGAUCACAAGCUGCACAUAGACCACGAGCUUCUUUCUUUCUCUCAGAUUGAGACUCUACAGACGAAGAUAAAGAACCUGAGAGAGGUCAGAGGUCACCUGAAGAAGGCCCGCCCCCUGGAGUGUGACUGUAAUAAAUACCUGUAUAAGUCCAAACUGAAGAACAAGCUGAGGUACAGAGGAGGCAGUCUGCACCCGUUCAGGAAGGGCGGGGCUCGGGACAAGAAGGCGUGGCUUCUGAAGGAGCAGAAGAGGAGGAAGAAGAUGAGGAAGAUGAUCAAGAGGCUCAGGAACAACGACACGUGUUCGAUGCCCGGACUCACCUGCUUCACACACGACAACCAACACUGGCACACUGCCCCCUACUGGACACUGGGUCCGUUCUGUGCGUGCACCAGCGCCAACAACAACACAUACUGGUGUCUGAGGACCAUCAAUGAGACCCACAACUUCCUGUUCUGUGAGUUUGCCACCGGCUUCCUGGAAUACUUCGACCUCAACACUGACCCGUACCAGCUGAUAAACGCCGUCAGCUCUUUAGAUCGGACGGUUCUCAAUCAGCUCCACGUUCAGCUGAUGGAGCUCAGAGGCUGCAGGGGACACAAGCAGUGUAAUCCUCGCACACGCUCAGUGGAGCUGGCAGGAGAACGGCAACAUGGCAGCUUUGAUGACUACAGGGUGUUUGAGAGGAGGAAGUGGCCGAGAGUCAAGAAACCUUCAUCAUCUCGAACCCUAGGUCCGAUCUGGGACGGCUGGAAGGGCUAAGCCUCCUGAUUGGUUGGAGCAGGCUCCUGACCCCGCCCACAGCAGCCUGAAGGAGCAGGGCGUGGUUGUCGACGCGGCAGCGUUGCUUGGCAACCACGCCCCCUUCUCACAGGCCAGCCAAUCAGCUUCUGCCAUCUCUGUGACAUCACCAGGCCCUCCCACCCUGCUGCUCAGGGAGACGCUGGGACGAAACACCCAACGCACCUCUUCAUCAGCUGCUCCUCCUCCUCCUCCUCCUCCGCCUCCUCCACUCCCCCCUUCUCCUCUGAAGAGGGCAGCUGUGGGGGGAGGAGCCGGGGGGAGGAGGACAGUGAUGAAGAGGAGGAGACAGAGAGGUAGACAGGGAAACAUCACAGACGACGGUAACAUCAGAUGAGUAUUGGUGAGAUAAAACAAUGUUUACAGAGCAAACUGUCUUCUCCUCCUCCUCCUCCUCCUCCUCCUCCUCCUCCUCCUCUUCAGGUGACCUCCCAGCGGCCAUAUUUGUUUUACAUGUUCAUAUUUAGUCUUUCUAACAGUCUGUAAAGACAUUAAAGGACCUGUUCGCCCUGUUUUUGUUGUUAUUAAACUCAGACUGAGACAGAAGCAGACAAACUUCCGUGUCGAACACUGUGACAUCACCGCUGAUGUAAAUGUGAUGUCAUUUCCUUUUCUGUUUUUUUUUUUUUGUUUCUUCCACUAACUUAAGCGUUGGUUACCACGGUGACCAACGGUUGUACUGACGACAGAGCAUGAGUUGUACUAACCUGGUGACUGACUGACUACAGUACCCACCAUGCAACACAGCAGCCCUGAACAGAACGACGACCAGAACAUUUUGGAGUAAAGAGAACAAACAAGAAAAGCUGGAAGUCUUUUAAUGUCUCAUGAGCCAAUAAAAAGAGGACUAAACGAUGAUGUCAUCGCAUUCCAGAACUUGUUCCAGCUGUUUUUGUGAAUAAAAAAAAUAGAGAAGAUUUGUUUAAAGUUAAAGCUGUCACCCUGGAAAAACCAGUCCUACUUUUUAAGUAACCAUCAAACCGUCCAAUCACCUUCUUCCUUUUCAGUUCAGCCGUUUUGUCCGCUCAGUUUUUUUUCUAUUUUUUAACCUUUCAGCUUCCUCCACCCCUCCCCCACCCCAAACAAACCACUGACCCGAGAGGUCCAGAGUUCAAAAUUGAGCAUGUAACUUAUAAAAAUGUAAAAUAGAACUGUAGAAAAUCACGACUGGAUUCACACAAGAAGUGAAAAGAUGGAAAUUCAAAUUGAAAAGAAAUGUUAGGACAUGAACCCCCCCCCCCCCAUACUCUUACACUGUUAAAUAUCUUCUGAAUCUUCUAGACUUUAUGCAUUUAGAGAUAAAGUGUUGUAAUUCUGCCUUUUUGUGCGUCCAGUUUCUUUAUGGUGUCUGAUAUCAGCGGGUACAGAGGAGCACUCGUUUGUUGCAUGGUUGGUGUUUUCUUUCCUGGUGUGGUUGAAGGAGGAGGAGCGUUUUUUCUUCCUCUUUUUGAACUUUCACUCUGUUUUCUGGUGGAAUUUACAGAAUGAUUUUUGAUCUGAACUGAAACAAACCUAACUCUAAAAAAUAACUUUCCCUCAAAUUUUUUACCAUUUAACUUUUUAUUCUUUUUAACUUCUUGACAUUAUACAAACCUACAGUAGAAAUGUGACAUUACAAAAUAAAAAAAGAAACACAAUAGACAGCUAUAUGAAGAAAAACAACCACUGCACCCUAAUAUUUCUGUAUUGUGUUAACUAGCACACUGUGUCCUCUCUGUGAUGCUUAAUUCAUUCACUGACUACUCUCUACUCUCUCUGCUUUCAGUUACAUAAAAUAAGGCUUUUUGCUAAAAUAUUAACCCUCAAACUAAACUGUCUCUCGCUUCAGAACAUGUGGCCAUAUUUUUUCUUUACAUGUCACAUUAGAGUGUGAGCAGAGGUGAGAGAAACAAACUCCAUCACCUCGGAUCAUCGUGCUAAUUCUACUUCUGUUGUGUUUUUGUUUUUCAUCCUGGGCUGCUGCUCUGUCUGUGUCCAGCUCAUCUGGGUCUGUUUCUUCUUCUACUAUGGAUUUUUUUUCCUGUCUGAUUUUUGAGUUUCAGAACCACCACUCUAGAAAGAAAGAAGCCCCUCACUCAGACUGACACCAAGACCACACAUUUCUAAUCAUUUGAAAUCACAUUUUCUACGAUCAGAUUUCAUCAGAGCGUGUUGUUGAUCCACAGAGAGGAAACACCAGGAAACUUUCAUCACAAAUAUUCCUUUUUUUUCUGUGUAAAAGUGUUUGAGGGUGGUUUCUUCCUUCCUGUGUGAAUGCAGCCAACCAGUCUGUUGUCUGUAGAGUUUGUUUUUUUUUUUAACCCCAAAUGUAUUUGCUCUGCGGUGCUAUUUGCUGUCUAACAACUAUCUAGGAAAAAAUCUCCUGGUUGUGUUUGAAUGUAUUUGUAAAUGUUUAGGUGUGUUUUCUAAAGACGCGCACUAGAAUCGGACCGUUCUGGACCACCUGAGACUGGACCGACUCUCUCACACACACACACACACACACACACACACACACACCCACACCUGUACUCCCUCCACCCCCUCACACACACACAUAAACACACACACUGAAGGACAAACUGCUGAGCACUUUGAUUGGAGGAUGGAGGGAUGAAUGGACCAAUGGAGGGUUCAUGCUGAGACUUGACGACACAUGAUGUAAACGGGCCGUGUGCAGCCAGUGAUACUGAUCUAACACACCUGUACAGUCACCCACUGACCUGUGGAAACAGUGAUUGGUUCUAGUUUGUGAAUAAAGUGUUGAAUGCCAAAAUGAA